UAACCGUGUCAUUAGUUUGUUAACAAAAAUGGAUAAUUACAUGAUUAUGUGUAUUAUGGUGGUGAUUAGCAUGAUGGUGAUUAGCUUAGUUGAUGCACAAACGGCUCCACCUUGUGCUGAUCAGAUAUUACCAUGCAUGGAUUACCUAAACUCCACAAACCCACCAGACAUUUGUUGCAAUCCAAUUCAAGAUAUGUAUCACACAUCACAUGAAACAUGUUUCUGUCAACUUGCAACUCCUGGAUUGCUUGAAGGUUUUGGUGUUCAACUUGAUCAGGCUAUGCAAGUUGUUCAUGCUUGCGGUGUCGAGUUCGAUGUCACUUCCUGCAAAGCUUCUUCUCCGGCCUUUUCUCCUUCAUUGGUGACACCCCCAGCAACACCUGGAAAUGAUGAAGGAGGAGCAGAUAUGAUUACAUUAAGUGAAUUCUACUUCAUGCCGUUGUUCAUUUGGGCAUGUGUGUUAUUUUAUUAAGAAGAAAGUGGCAUUUUAUCUUCUUCUAGAGACAAAAAAUCAUCGGAAAAAUAUAUUUAAUUAAAAAUUGUAUUUUGAUAUUUGCUUUUCAUUUUACUUGAAUGUGUGUCCAUGAAUGUGGUUUUUCAUUAUACAGAUGUAUUUUUUUUUCUUAAAGGUGUAUCGUUAAUGUCUUUAAUAUUAAAUUCAUUAUUAUUUUUGUACAAUUUGUGUUAAGAACAUGUACAUUGAUUUGGAAAUCA
Messenger RNA from Vicia villosa (hairy vetch), 714 nucleotides. RefSeq names its product non-specific lipid transfer protein GPI-anchored 9-like. Bases 29 to 472 code for a protein of 147 amino acids. NCBI's taxonomy places the organism in Eukaryota, Viridiplantae, Streptophyta, Magnoliopsida, Fabales, Fabaceae. The transcript has 3 exons. The record is from RefSeq and is a predicted model, not a curated record.